Messenger RNA from Schizophyllum commune H4-8, 1625 nucleotides. Its product is annotated as Metallo-hydrolase/oxidoreductase. Gene Ontology annotation, molecular function: 3'-tRNA processing endoribonuclease activity. Bases 56 to 1204 code for a protein of 382 amino acids. Gene Ontology annotation, cellular component: nucleus. The transcript has 3 exons. The record is from RefSeq and is a predicted model, not a curated record. Lineage: Eukaryota; Fungi; Basidiomycota; Agaricomycetes; Agaricales; Schizophyllaceae.
UCGGUCAUCGGAUACCAUAAGUUGCAACCCUCUCAGCUAGUUCCUUGCGCAAGCUAUGGCCCCCACCGACCCCAUCGUCGUCACCUUCCUCGGUACGGUGUCGGCGGUACCCUCUCUAACGCGGAGCAAUUCCUCCCUUGCUCUACGUCUGAACGAGGACGUCUGGUUGUUUGACUGCGGGGAGGCGACGCUGCGACAGCUACAGAGGAGCAGGGUGAAGAUGGGGAGUAUAAGGAAGAUCUUCAUCACCCACCUGCAUGCCGAUCACAUCUGUGGUCUCAUACCGCUGCUCUGCACCAUUCUGGACAGCAUAGGCGGGACAGCGGGCGACUCAGGCGCUGCAGGAUCGACUGCAAAUAGCAAUGCCCAUCCCCUAGAAAUAUACGGACCCCGUGGCCUACGCGCCUACAUCCGCAGUGGGCUCACAUACACCCACUCCUUCAUACAAAAGCCCUACGUCGUGCACGAGCUGCGCUGCCCAUCCGAUCCCGACUUCCAGUCCGCUUUGCCCCUCCAGCCUCAAGAGCACGAAGGCCGCGACAUCGCUCAAGGCGAGGAAAAUGUCUGGCGCGACGUCUUCACCGGCAAACGUCUUUCUGUCAGCGCUGCGCCCCUCUUGCAUACGUGCCCGUGUGUCGGCUACGUGGUCCAUGAGGCGCCUAUGCCGGGUAGGAUGAACCCCAAGCUAUACGAGUCACAUAUCAAGCGCAACGGUAUCACGAAGAAAGUCGGUCACUUGUACGGUCGCUUGAGCCGGGGGGAGGCCAUCACGUUGCCAGAUGGCACCGUGCUGCAUGGGCCACCCCCUCGGCCAGGACGCAAAAUCGUCAUCCUCGGCGACACGCACGAUCCCUCGGCCAUCGCGCCGCUCGCCAUGGACGCCGACCUCCUCGUGCAUGAAGCCACACUCGCCCAUCUGCCCGGCGUCGAUCCCAGCACCAAACGUGCCGACACCUACGAGAGCGUAGAGGAGCGCGCGAAGUCCCGAGGGCACUCGACGCCGCAGAUGGCGGGUGCUUUCGCGAAGCGAAUUGGCGCCAAAAGGCUGGUGCUGAAUCAUUUCUCGCGGCGGUACUCUGGUGGGAGGGAUGCGCGCGCGAGGAACAUUAUGGAGGCCAUCGGACGGUUGGCGGAGGGCGAGUUCGGGAAACCGGUCGAGUGCGCGAGAGAUCUGGAUGAGUUCGUGGUGAAAUUGGCGAAUUGAGAAUGUCGAUGAAGCAGGAACGAUGGUGCGAGUUGUGGGUGAAUGCAACUAAGAAUAUGGCGAAAGUGGUCAGGUCUUCCACCUUGCUUGACACAGUCGGAUGGCAAAAACAGGGCGAGUGCACCCGACAUGCAGAGACACGGUGCAGAAGAGACACGGAGGUGCAGCUUCAUGGACUAGAUUGCAAGUCUGUUAGAGGACUUCCCAUAUCCGACGCCUCGCCCUCUUCACGCUCGUCCUUCUUUUCUUCUACCUCCCCCAUCUCGAUGUCCGUUUGCAGCGGCGGCGCAGCGGGGCGCGCGGUCUCCCGUAUUGCGGGCAGCGCGCUCUCUCGUAUUGCAUCAGGCUCGCUGAUAGCGCCCUCUUCGGCGAUGGCACCCUCCUCAGCAAUUGCUCCCUCUUCCUCGAUCGCGCCGUCUUC